Messenger RNA from Drosophila willistoni, 2449 nucleotides. It is a transcript of the gene Brf, whose product is annotated as transcription factor IIIB 90 kDa subunit. Gene Ontology annotation, cellular component: transcription preinitiation complex; nucleus; transcription factor TFIIIB complex. Gene Ontology annotation, molecular function: RNA polymerase III type 3 promoter sequence-specific DNA binding; TBP-class protein binding; RNA polymerase III general transcription initiation factor activity. The transcript has 7 exons. The coding region runs from base 170 to 2269 and encodes 699 amino acids. Gene Ontology annotation, biological process: transcription preinitiation complex assembly; DNA-templated transcription initiation; transcription by RNA polymerase III. NCBI's taxonomy places the organism in Eukaryota, Metazoa, Arthropoda, Insecta, Diptera, Drosophilidae. The record is from RefSeq and is a predicted model, not a curated record.
GGCUGGUCACACUAGACGGUUGCAACCUUUCACACAACAACAAUUAAAAUUGCAAAGAUUUUAAAUAGAUUGUUUAAACAGACGUCAAAAAUGCCAAGGACUAAAAUGGAAGCACUUUAAAUAAACCUCUAACUAACGAAGUCGAAGGAAAUCUUCAUCAGCAAUCAAAAUGUCAUCAGGAUUGAAAUGCCGCAACUGUGGCUCCAACGAGAUCGAGGAGGACAAUGCACGCGGUGAUCGGGUGUGUAUGAACUGUGGAUCCGUGUUGGAGGAUUCGCUCAUUGUGUCCGAGGUACAAUUCGAAGAAGCUGGCCAUGGAGCAGUUGCCAUUGGACAGUUUGUUUCCGCUGAAUCGUCGGGCGGAGCCACCAACUACGGCUAUGGCAAAUUCCAAGUCGGUUCUGGCACAGAGUCACGGGAGGUCACCAUCAAAAAGGCUAAAAAGGAUAUUACAUUGUUGUGUCAGCAGCUGCAGCUGUCCCAGCAUUAUGCGGACACUGCUCUAAAUUUCUUCAAAAUGGCUUUAGGUCGUCAUCUGACACGUGGUCGCAAAAGCACCCACAUCUAUGCCGCCUGUGUCUAUAUGACCUGCCGCACCGAAGGAACUUCACAUUUACUCAUUGAUAUUAGCGAUGUCCAACAGAUUUGUUCAUACGAAUUGGGACGCACCUAUUUAAAGCUAUCACACGCUCUCUGCAUCAAUAUUCCGUCUGUGGAUCCCUGUUUAUAUAUUAUGCGCUUCGCCAAUCGACUGCAACUCGGAGCCAAAACCCAUGAAGUGUCCAUGACAGCGCUACGAAUUGUGCAGCGCAUGAAAAAGGAUUGCAUGCAUUCAGGUCGCCGACCCACAGGAUUGUGUGGAGCAGCUUUGCUGAUUGCCGCACGCAUGCAUGACUUUAGUCGGACUCUGGUCGAUGUCAUAGGCGUGGUCAAGAUACAUGAAUCCACCUUGCGCAAGCGACUAUCCGAGUUUGCCGAGACACCCUCGGGUGGGCUAACACUUGAGGAAUUUAUGACCGUGGACUUGGAGAGGGAACAGGAUCCGCCUUCAUUCAAGGCAGCAAGAAAAAAAGAUCGUGAACGUAUCAAAGACAUGGGCGAACACGAGCUGACGGAUUUGCAAAAGCAAAUCGAUGCCCAAUUGGAAAAGGAUCUAGGCAAAUGCACUAAAAGUGUACUUCGUCAGUUUACUAAAGGGAAAAGUGAAAGCGGUUCUCUGCCAGAUUCACCAAGAAGUUUCUCAGAGAACGAUCUCGAAAUGGAAGAGUCGCGACAAUUUAUCGAACAAUCUAAUGCCAAGGUGAUCAAAGAGUUUAUUGAGGGUGACUCCCAAGAGGAAUGCAAAGACGACAGACAAGAAAACAUUAAGAGAGAUAGCUUGGUGGCUGGGAUCGAGGGAUUACGUCCCGAUAUUGAGGCCAUUUGUCGCGUAACCCAAAGCGAUCUUGAAGAUGUCGAAAGGGCCAAGCAGACCAAGGAUCAGGAACUUAUCGUUGAUGAUCUCAACGACGAUGAACUGGAUCAGUAUGUGCUGACCGAAGAGGAGGCUGUGACUAAACUAAAUAUGUGGCAAACGCUGAAUGCCGAAUAUCUAAAGGAGCAAAAGGAACGGGAAGAACGUCUGGCUAAGGAGCGCGAAGAGGGAAAGCCAGAAAAAAAGAAACGUAAGCCGCCGCGUAAAAAGAUAAUUGGACCAUCGUCGACGGCAGGCGAGGCAAUCGAAAAGAUGUUGCAAGAGAAGAAAAUCUCGAGUAAAAUCAAUUAUGAAAUUCUAAAGACUCUGAUCGAUGUUAAGGGUGAGCUGACAAACGAAGGAGCCUCAACAUCAUCAGGCAGCAGUAGCACCACCGCCAAUGCCACAGCCACCGCCACAACCACAAAUAUAAGUAAUCUAGUCACCCAGGACAUUAAGCCCACUACACUUGAAGAGUUGCAGAAAACUGCAAUUAUAGUUGAAGAUGAACCCAUAAGUAGGACAAAGAGUGGAAGGUCUAAGCCAGCUUAUGAGAUACCGGGUCCAAGUCGUAAACGCGCCAAGGUGGAGAUGGGACUGCCUGUCCAAGUGCAGGAGAAUGAGCCACCAGUGGACACUAAGCCAGCUGUUCUCAUGGAAACUGAUGACUUGGAUGAAGACGCAGAGGCUGAAGCGGAUGAGGUGGAUGCCGAGCCGGAAGCUGAACCAGAGGCCACUCUCCAGGACAUGCUUAAUCAAGGCGACGGCGAUGACGAUGAGUUUGGCUAUGGAUUUGACGAAGAAGAAGAUUAUUAGAUAAUUUAUAAAAGCAAAAAAAAAAAGAAUAGCAUUUAGUUUGUAAUAACAACAUUCUUAGCUCUAAGGAAACACAUCCAUAUACAUAUAUACAUAUACUUAUAUCGUAUAUGUGUACAAAUGUCUAUGUAGUAUGCAUUUUACUCAUAAUACAAUUAAAUUAAGCUUUUUGCCUAAGAA